AUGUCUACUGCAUUCAGCGACUACUCUUCUAACACUCCGCUCUCUUCCAUCUUAUCCUGCUCGGAUGUUGUCUCCAACAAUCGAAACGACAUAGGCUCUUGCAUUCCUUCACCGGAGGAUUAUCCCGACGACCAUUCGGAUGACUAUGCAGAAACAAGCCAAACCAGAUUGAUUUCAGAUUAUCCCCCUAGAACCGUGGCUGAAUCAGGCCCUUCUGGGUCGGCCGAUCCGCUGCACGUUAAUAUGCCCGAUUUGAUGGAUCUAGAACAAGCCUACGGGCGCGAGUCUUUCAAUUCUCGUUCGAGAACACCUAGUGUUCGAGGAGACAAGAGCCCAAGUCUGGCUAAUCCGAGAAAAUGCAAAAACCAAGAACGUCCAAUACCUUCGACCAGAAAACGAGAAAGUACUUACAACGAGCGCUACCCGUCUGUCGCAGUGGUUAUUCCUCCGCCACGGCCAAGACCUGUACGGAGUCUACGGUCAAGGCCAAAACCUGUUGUGUUAGAUGCAUCUGAGAGCGAAAGAGAGGACGUCGAUGAUUCCUUAGACGAAGACUUCAUGACCGAUACGAUCCAAUCAGAACUCCCACACGUUGAGGACUCCGUGGAGGAGAAAAACGGUUCUCUAAGUACGACCGCUUCCUGCUAUCCAAAUCACAUGUCCUUUGGUUCAUCGUCCAGGCAUUGCUGCGAGAGCCGCGAUAUUGUUGGGCGGGCAAUUCUCACUAUUGAGACCCAGGGAUCGGAGCCCACUUUCUUCUUCACUCUUGUGCCCGACAACGUCUGCUCGACAUCAUAUGUUGCCGCGCACAGUCCUCCCCAUAACUCCGAGAAAGCA
This is a messenger RNA of Penicillium arizonense, 837 nucleotides long. RefSeq lists its product as uncharacterized. The transcript has a single exon. The annotation marks the transcript as partial. Lineage: Eukaryota; Fungi; Ascomycota; Eurotiomycetes; Eurotiales; Aspergillaceae. The record is from RefSeq and is a predicted model, not a curated record.